This is a messenger RNA of Glycine soja, 1597 nucleotides long. Its product is annotated as GDP-mannose transporter GONST3-like. The transcript is spliced from 2 exons. Gene Ontology annotation, cellular component: Golgi apparatus. Lineage: Eukaryota; Viridiplantae; Streptophyta; Magnoliopsida; Fabales; Fabaceae. Gene Ontology annotation, molecular function: GDP-fucose transmembrane transporter activity; antiporter activity. The record is from RefSeq and is a predicted model, not a curated record. Bases 157 to 1311 code for a protein of 384 amino acids.
GGAUGGCACGGCAAGUGAACAAAACCAAAGGAUGAAUCAAGUGAAGAAAAGAUUCAGAGGAAAACAGAACUAAAGAAGGGGUUCUGUGGUCUGCGACACGACAACGACGAACCUCUCUUUCAUUCGAUUCUGCGCGUCAUUUUGGGGUUUGUUCAGAUGUCUAAAGAAACUGACGUGGAAAACCCUAGUAAUAACCUCACUGUUCAAAAGGGUGUGGAUGUGAAAGAGGAUGUGAGUGUGAAUGUGAAUGUGAGUGAUGGUGAGGGAAAUUGGUACACUUCAUUGGUGCAUCAAAUUUCAGUGUAUGGUGUGGCUGCUGGGUACUGUUUAUCUGCAUCUUUGCUUUCCAUAAUCAACAAAUGGGCUGUCAUGAAAUUCCCAUACCCUGGUGCCCUAACCGCCUUGCAGUACUUCACCAGUGCCGCCGGGGUCCUCCUUUUCGGCAGGCUUAAGCUCCUUGAGCAUGACCCCCUUGACCUUAUGACCAUGUGGCAGUUCUUGCCCGCGGCGAUAAUAUUUUACCUGUCGCUUUUCACCAAUAGUGAGUUGCUCCUCCAUGCCAAUGUUGACACAUUUAUCGUGUUCCGCUCAGUUGUUCCCUUGUUUGUUGCGGUUGGGGAGACACUGUUCUUGCACCAGCCGUGGCCAUCGGGGAAGACUUGGGCCUCCCUGGGCACCAUCUUUGCCGGCAGCGUGCUUUAUGUGGUCACGGAUUAUCAGUUUACUUUCAUGGCAUACACCUGGGCUUUGGCAUACUUGGUUAGCAUGACUAUAGAUUUUGUUUACAUAAAGCAUGUGGUUAUGACGAUUGGUUUGAACACAUGGGGUCUUGUGUUGUACAAUAAUCUCGAGGCUCUUAUGCUUUUUCCGUUGGAGCUGCUGAUUAUGGGUGAGCUGAAGAAGAUUAAGCAUGAGAUCCAAGAUGAGUCUGAUUGGCACUCAUUCCAAGUCAUUUUGCCCGUGGGAUUGUCAUGUCUGUUUGGUCUGUCAAUUUCUUUCUUCGGAUUUUCUUGCCGCAGGGCAAUUUCUGCAACAGGAUUUACUGUCCUUGGUAUAGUGAACAAACUGUUGACUGUUGUGAUCAAUUUGGUAAUAUGGGACAAGCAUUCAACAUGGGUGGGUACAGUGGGUCUUCUGAUUUGUAUGCUAGGUGGGAUCAUGUAUCAGCAAUCAACUAGCAAGCCAAAGGCUGCAAAACAGGUGAGUGCACAGGAAAAUGAGGAGGAAGAACAGAAAUUACUUGAGAUGCAAGUCAAUUCUGAGACCAACAUCAAUAAUAAUGAAGUUAAUAAACCAAGGGAGGAAAGCUGAAACUAUUUUCUAUAGGACACUUCCAUAUUUCCUUUCAAGUGUAUGUUUUUUUAUUGUAUCAUUUUUUAUAACUGUCAAUUCACAAUUCUUAACAAUUCUAUCUCCUUGAAUGGCAAGCUCAUUGGCAUUCUGGUAUGUAGGGUUUUAUUUAAUUUAGUGGCUGUAAUAUAAAAUCUAUUAUUUAAGUACUUGAUAGAUAAAAUAUCAUUCAAUUUGGUUCUUUAACUUUUCAGCUUUUAAACUGAACCAAUUUUAUGUUUCAAAUCUUAGUUUGUUCUUUUCUUUC